Messenger RNA from Populus trichocarpa (black cottonwood), 2791 nucleotides. RefSeq names its product ubiquitin-like domain-containing protein CIP73. Gene Ontology annotation, molecular function: misfolded protein binding; polyubiquitin modification-dependent protein binding. The coding region runs from base 244 to 2415 and encodes 723 amino acids. The record is from RefSeq and is a predicted model, not a curated record. Lineage: Eukaryota; Viridiplantae; Streptophyta; Magnoliopsida; Malpighiales; Salicaceae. The transcript is spliced from 16 exons. Gene Ontology annotation, cellular component: BAT3 complex.
UCGUCCUACGUUGGCCACAACACUACAUAGUUGACAGGGAAGAGAGAGAGAGAGAGAGAGUUUUUGAUCUUGUGUAAUAUAAAUUCAGGUGUCAGCUCCAAAAUACACAGAGAGAUAGCACGCAGACACGGCAUCUCUCUCUGUCAUUUCUAUAUAUCUCUCCCUCUCCCUCUAUCUGUUCUCUCUCCUUAUCAAACCAGAUUUUCUUUCUUUUUAUCUCAGGUAUCCAUUCGUCUGAGGAGAAUGGGAAGUAAUAUUGCUGAUAAAAUUCAUGGAGCUGGUGAGGCAGAGGGUUCUGAAACAAACAUUGAAAUAAAAAUAAAAACAUUGGAUUCUCAAACCUAUACUUUGAGAGUGGAUAAACAGAUGCCAGUUCCUGCUUUAAAAGAACAGAUUGCUUCUGUCACUGGCGUGCUAUCAGAACAACAACGUCUAAUAUGUCGUGGAAAAGUCUUAAAAGAUGACCAACUACUCUCUGCCUAUCAUGUCGAAGAUGGUCACACCUUGCACCUGGUAGUUAGGCAACCUAUACCAUCUGAGGGCUUAUCCAAUCAUUCAGCCAGUGAUCCUGCUUCAGGUUCAAGCCAUCACACUGGUCAGGUGGCUCCCAGUGUUGUAAUAGAAACUUUUAGUGUGCCUGAUCAAGGGGAUGCAGUUCCUCCAGAAAUCAGUAGGAUUGUCUCUGCUGUUCUUGGAUCUUUUGGAUUUUCAAAUAUCGGAGGUGUCAGUGAAGGGGUCGAUGUGGAGCGUGGUUUGCGAAGAACAUCAGCUGCUGGUGGCACAAUGGAUGCAAGCCAACUGCAAUCUGAACAAACUGGCACCAGGGGUCAGUCUGACAGAUCACAGAAUGUUUUUGGGCUUCCGACAGCAGUUUCCUUGGGAUCUCUGAAUCCUCCUGUAAUUCCUGAUUCUCUGACAACUCUGUCCCAAUAUCUGAGCAAUUUGAGGCGAGAAUUUGAUGCCAUCGGCAGAGGCGGGGAAAACAUUGCUCAAGCAGAUGCUGCACUCAGGAUGGAGCAAAUAGAUUCUAAUACCACAUCACUAUCAGGAACUGGACAAGAAAGACUUCCAUCACCUGCAUCCUUGGCAGAAGUGAUGCUGUCUAGUAGACAAUUACUCACCGAACAAGUUGGAGAAUGUUUACUUCAACUUGCAAGACAACUAGAGAAUCAAGCACAUAUUACUGAUACUGCAGCGCGACACGCAACUCAGUCUAGUGCAUUGAGAACUGGAGUCCAACUUCAUAAUUUAGGUGCCCUUCUUCUCGAACUUGGACGUACAAGCAUGACAUUACGACUAGGUCAAGCACCGUCUGAAGCUGUGGUUAAUGCGGGCCCUGCUGUUUUUAUCAAUCAAUCUGGUCCUAAUCCUCUCAUGGUUCAGCCUCUUCCUUUUCAACCAGGGACAAGCUUUGGUGCUGUCCCUUUAGGAUCCAUGCAGCCUGGAUCUGGUCUGACUAAUGGUGUCGGUACCGGGUUUCUUCCAAGGCGAAUUGAUAUACAAAUACGAAGAGGUUCAUCGACAGCUACCCCCAACAAUAAUCGUGAGGAACAUGGUCAGACACAGCAAACUGCUGGGCAGAGAAACCCACCAACCAGUUCUGGUGGUGAAAAUCCUAGUAGUCAAACAAGUUCAAGGCUCUCAGAGGGUUCAUCUUUUGCUGGAGAGCCUGUACGAGUGGUGCCUCUUAGAACGGUGGUUGCAGCUGUUCCUGGCACAUUUGGCCGCCUUCCUUCUGAUUCAUCUGGUAAUUCUAUAGGUCUAUACUAUCCUCUUCUUGGACGAUUUCAAAAUGUAGCUUCUGGGCAUGGGAAUAGUGGGCGGGGAUCUCAAGCAUCUGGUGAAUAUCACACUGCUGAGGUCCAAACUGAGCAGCUGCCAACUCCUGAACCUGCUUUGCAGCAGCAAAACUUUGAACAACGCACAAGAGAUGGAUCAUUGCCACCAAACUUGAGACAAGAGCCUUCUAUUUCUCGCAGUAUAAGUAUCAACAUUCUGUCAGCUAGUGGGGCCCAAAACAACCAGGAUUCUGAACGACAUAUCCCCGACAAUAUUUUGCAGCUUCUGAGGACCAUCUUACCUGGUGAUAUCCAUAUGGAGGAUGCCAGCUUACGAGGAACAACUACUAGUUCUGUCCCUGAGACUGCAGGGCAAUCUACUGCUACUGCAGAAGCAGAACCAAGAGCUACUGAUGAGGGGAUAUUUCUGUCUAAUUUGCUUCGUGAGAUCAUGCCCCUCAUAUCUCAAAGUGGAGGUGCAGAACCCAGUGCCAUACCUCCUGGAGAAGCACAGAACUCUGGGAAUCAGAGGCCUCGAGAUUCUUCAACCCAUGCUGAAAACUCUGGCAUUGGAACAUCUCGUGGCCAUGAUACGGAACCAAGCCCUCCAAAUUCAAAACGCCAAAAGACUGAGUGAUUUAUCUGUGGACAAAGGAUUCAAGAGCUGAACUUGUGAUUAUGAUCUCAGACAGCUAAAGAAUCAUGUGUUUCUUCUAUAGGUUAAUGGCGGUUGGUCUUAUCUUUUCAAUUUAGUGUAACAUGUCAAUGAUGGUUGGUCAUUUUCUCAAGUUAAUAGGCAAUGAGUUGAGAUGAAAUGCUUGGUUUCCAUACUGUAACAUUACGGCUUUGUAUACUUCGGAGUCCUAUUAGGCAAAUUAGCUUCAACUAUUUUUCAAUACUUCAUCACCAUAUGUUUGGUUUUUACUCGUUUGCCCUGGUAUGUGAUUGCUGGGAAGGUUUGAUAUGACAUUACUAUUCAGAAAGUAAUUAUUCAGCGCAAUUAGUUUAUAUUA